This is a messenger RNA of Saccoglossus kowalevskii, 666 nucleotides long. RefSeq lists its product as uncharacterized. Lineage: Eukaryota; Metazoa; Hemichordata; Enteropneusta; Harrimaniidae. The record is from RefSeq and is a predicted model, not a curated record.
AUGGAAUGGAAUGAUCCAGUCCCCGAAGAUAUAAGAUCGCAAUGGGAAAAGUUGAGGCAUGAGUUGUCUCUUUUGGGUUGUCUCAAGGCGCCCAGAUAUUACAAAAGUGAUGGUAUUGGUGAGCUUAGUACAGUUGAGAUGCAUCUUUUUUCUGAUGCUUGUCUUCUAGGUUAUGGUCAGUGCAGUUACCUGAGGCUACUAGAUAAUCAGGGUAAUGUUUCUUGUUCUUUAGUGAUGGCCAAGUCUCGAGUAGUUCCUGUGAAACCAAUCACCAUACCAAGGUUAGAGCUCAUGGCAGCAUUCACUUCUGUGUUGGACAGUGAGUUCUUAAAUAAGGAGCUGAAGUAUGAUGGUCUUUCUCAUUUCUUUUGGUCAGAAAGCAAGUUUGUAUUAGGGUAUAUUGCAAAUAUGUCUACCCGCUUUCACAUAGUUGUAGCCAAUAGAGUACAGAAAAUUCAAGAUCAUACACAGCCAAGUCAGUGUAGAUAUAUUGAAUCAAAGAAGAACCCAGCGGAUAUCUCUUCAAGAGGUUCAAGUGCAGAUGCUUUAAUCCAUAAAUCUAUCUGGUGGAACGGUCCAGUACUUCUAUCCACAGUACAAAUUCAGAGCUCUAUAUCGAAGCCAUUUAUGCUUGAUAAUGACUGGCAUCGAUUAAAGAGAGCAUAG